Molecule: messenger RNA, 666 nt
Organism: Mucor mucedo
Lineage: Eukaryota; Fungi; Mucoromycota; Mucoromycetes; Mucorales; Mucoraceae
Exons: 4
Coding region: 1-666 (221 amino acids)
Source: RefSeq, a predicted model, not a curated record
AUGGGCUAUUUAUUUUCGGUUUCCGAUCUUGAGAGUAGCUUAUAUGAGGUUAUAAGUAGUCACAAUAAUGUCAGUUAUUGUGGAUUACGAUCGUGUAACCUAAUUCGACUACGGUAUAAUAUGGCUAAAUACCGCACCCGGGCUGUAACAGAAAUCUCUUUGUGGCGACUUAAUAUUUCGAUUGUUAAUUUGCAGUACACAGAAUUAAGGUACCUUAGGUUAGCCCAAGACGGAGAUGAAAAUGGUAACAAAUCUUUUAAUGUAGGUGGUCUGAGUUUUGGUCCUCCGGAUUUAAAACAUUCAUAUGAGGACGCACAAAAGUUGGCUCUCACUCGACUACCGCAAGCAGUUUUUGGUAAUACCAUUAUUUGCUGUUUUGGCCCAAUUCGUGGAAUGUUUGAGGUGAAGUCGUUUUCGGAACUCUGGUCCAUUAUCCGUCAAGAUCCUAUACGUUUGGAAACUCCGGUCCGUUAUCCGUCAAAAUCUUAUACUUUUAGGAACUCUGGUCCGUUAUCCGUCAAGAUCCUAUACUUUUGGGCACUCUGGUCCGUUAUCCGUCAAGAUUCUAUACUUUGGGGAGCUAUGGUCCGUUAUCCCUCAAGAUCCUAUACUUUUGAGAACUCUGAUCUGUUAUCCGUUACGAUCCUAUGGUUUGGGAUGAUCUAA